CCCGCUACAUCCAACCAAAACCCGCGAUUGUCACAGCGACAUCAUACCUACAAAGCUUCCGUACAGGCGGCCUUGUACACAUCACGCGGUCACUGCAUCCUGCUGUGCCUGCAAACAGUACCUGCACAACACGACGCACGUCAACCACACCCAUCCUCGCCAUGGCUCCCCGUAAAUCCAAAGCAGCGACACUGGACACGCCACGAAGCGAGAGUUCCACCUUCAGCUCAACCCUGGACUCCUCGGCCCCGUCGCCCGCACGCAAUCUUCGGCGAUCAGGUCGUAAUCUUCUGCAGCCCGCCAGCGAAAAGGACCGCGACCACGAAAAACGAAGCGAAGUAUUUGGCCGCAUGAUGGGCAGAGACGACACCGGCCAGGGUUUGCGGAAUGAGAAGGAACAAGAGGAAGGGGUCAAGAUGGCCAUAGAAGGCUUGGCCAGGAUGGAAAGACGACUGCAAAGAGCGACAAAGAGGCAGAAGAAGCAACUCGAAGAGGAUGGAAUCCCCGUGCCAUCAGCGGUCAGCCGCCCCCCGACUGUGCCUUAUCACCCUACGCCCAUCAAUGAUGCGAAGCCCGAGGCCAAGAAACCGAUGCUCAAGGCCCAUCUGAACAACGCCGAGGGCGAGGCGGAAAUCGGCGCUGACGGUAUCGUGAAAAUGGAGACGGCCGCAACCAACAUUAUCGAACCAGAUCUGGAUUCGCAGGAUGCGCCCGAACGAGGUGCUGCUCGGCCACCACCUGUCAAUAGCAGCUACCUACCAUUACCAUGGAAGGGCCGACUAGGUUAUGCAUGUCUCAACACCUACUUGCGCAACGCAAAGCCGCCCAUCUUUAGCUCCAGGACUUGCCGCAUGGCAUCCAUCAUCGACCACAGAUAUCCGCUUCAAUACGAGGACGAGCCGGAACAUCACUUGAAGAAUAAGCCCGACAAGUCAAAGAAGCCACGGGACGAACUGGGACACAAGUUUGUCCAGGACCUCGGCUUGGCCAACGCCCGUGACAUCGUCAAGAUGUUGCGCUGGAACGACAAGUACGGUAUCAAAAUGUUUCGACUCAGCUCUGAGAUGUUCCCCUUCGCCAGCCAUCCAGUGCAUGGAUAUAAACUUGCGCCUUUCGCAUCAGAGGUGCUCGCUGAAGCAGGAAGGGUAGCAGCUGAGCUUGGCCACCGCUUGACCACUCACCCAGGACAGUUCACCCAACUCGGCUCUCCCCGAAAAGAAGUUGUCGACUCCGCCAUCCGCGACCUCGAAUACCACGACGAGCUGCUCUCGCUCCUCAAGCUGCCUGAGCAACAGAACCGCGACGCAGUGAUGAUCAUCCACAUGGGCGGCCAAUUCGGCGACAAAGCCGCCACCCUCGAGCGCUUCAAGAAGAACUACGCUCGCCUCUCCCAGUCCUGCAAAAACCGUCUCGUCCUCGAAAACGACGACGUAGGCUGGACCGUCCACGACCUCCUGCCCGUCUGCGAAGAGCUCAACAUCCCCCUAGUACUCGACUACCACCACCACAACAUUUGCUUCGACCCGGCCCACUGCCGCGAAGGAACCCUCGACAUCUCGGACCCCAAACUUCAAGAGCGCAUAGCCAACACGUGGAAGCGCAAGGGCAUCAAGCAAAAGAUGCACUACUCCGAACCCUGCGACGGCACCGUCACCCCUCGCGACCGACGCAAACACCGCCCACGCGUCGCGACUUUACCUCCCUGCCCGCCAGACAUGGACCUAAUGAUCGAAGCCAAAGACAAGGAGCAAGCCGUCUUCGAGCUUAUGCGCACCUUCAAACUGCCCGGCUUCGACAAGAUCAACGACAUGAUCCCCUGCGGCCGCGAGGACGAGAACCGUCCUGCGCCACCGCCCAAGGGACCCAAGAAGAAAAAAGUGGGCACAAGCCAGAAGAGGAAGAGAGCACCGGAUGAAGAGGCGACUGAACUCGAGGGGGUGGGCGCGGGAGCGGAUGAUGUGUAUGUUGCGCCGGAGGGACCGAAGGAGUUUUCAGAGGAGGAGAGGGCGAUGGGUGGACCGUUGAAUAGAGUUUAUUGGCCGUUGGGGUGCGAGGAGUGGCUGAAGCCGAAGAAGAGGGAGGUUAAGAAGGGGAGGGUGCCGGAGGAGGGGGAGGAUGGUGGGGAGUAUGUUGGGUGAUUACGCGGAAGUGAAGGGAAAGGGCCAAUAUUGAAGAAUGAUAGGGUUGUUGUUCUUCGGGUGAAGGUUGAUGAUACCUUGAUGGAGAGCCGAGUCAGAGGUGCAACAAACCAGCUUUUGAGAGGUUUUGAGGCUCAACCUUGGAGAUGCCUCCGUGGAUGGCAUUCACAGGUAAGUUGAAAAGAUGAUGGACUCCUUUUGGAUUUCAUGG
Neurospora tetraspora is the source of this 2349-nucleotide messenger RNA. RefSeq names its product UV-endonuclease UvdE-domain-containing protein. Bases 162 to 2138 code for a protein of 658 amino acids. Gene Ontology annotation, cellular component: mitochondrion; nucleus. Gene Ontology annotation, biological process: mitochondrial DNA repair; response to UV; nucleotide-excision repair. Lineage: Eukaryota; Fungi; Ascomycota; Sordariomycetes; Sordariales; Sordariaceae. Gene Ontology annotation, molecular function: endonuclease activity. The transcript has 3 exons. The record is from RefSeq and is a predicted model, not a curated record.